AUGCUCAAGAAGAGGUUUCUGUCGAGCAGAGAUCGAUUGAAAAUCCUGAGGAAAAACCUCGACAACUCUUUCAUGGGGCUUCAAGCGGCAAUGCUCACGUAUAUCAUGUUGCCUUCAAAUACCGAGACGCUCGAAUGCAACAGUGCCUCUUACACCGCCAUUGUCGAGAGAACGGUGCAAGAUCCAGCUGCAGCGGAAGAUGUCACACUCGAGGACCGGUACCAUUUGCUCACGAACUCUCAGUUGAGCAACGCCGUUCAACUUUUCCCGUAUUUGACCCCACAAAUCCGUUCCCGACAAUUCUUUUCCGAUAGUACGGAAGUCCGCGUUCUCGCGUUGUUGACCAUUUUGACAACGCCCAUCAGCUUGACCGCUACUAUGCUCUCGACAGAAUUCAUAGAUAUCUCGAUGACUCACGCCGGCUGGAGCAUGGCGGCAGCAGCAAUAACAGCUGGCACUGCCUUGGUUUUCGUCAGAUCUCAUCCCCGGUCCUCCCCAGUCAUUACGUCGUGGGACGAUGAUGUCUACGGUGCCAUCAUACGCGAUGAUGCGCAUACGCUCCGGAAGUACCUUGUUGCCAUGGCUCCCACGACUGCGCAGGCGAAUGGAUGGUCGCUGUUACACAGCGCGUUCGAGGCUUGCCUUGGAAGCCUUGCAGAUGAGCCGAUCACGACUCUGCUGAGGCAAUGGCUGCAGGCGUUGAGCGAUUCCGGCGUAAAUCUUUCCUGUUAUGGGCGUGAAGAAGCGCGUCUUUACAAGAAAUCCCAAAGCAAACUGCGGCAGAGAUUCGUCGGAUGCCAUGGGAGGCAACGUUACCGAGUACGACUGGCGGGUAUCAUCUACGGUCCUCUACCGAACCACUGGUCUCUGCUGUGGAUUGACGAGGAUGACGGCGUGGCUAGGGACUUUUGGGACCUGGUAGAACGGCAGGGCGGGAGCCUGGGUCCUCCUUCAAUACAAAGGCAGUCCGAUCUAAGCCAGCCAAGAGACGAGGUCGAAGAGAACGAUGAUCCAUGGGAAUUGGCCGAGAAGGAUGAAGACAAACCUCUGGUGUGGACUGAAUACCGCAGAAAGCGACAGCCCUUUGCUACUGGGACCUCGGAAAGGCGCAAACCAGAGGACCCGUCGAGGAUCUUGACGGGUAUGCCUAGCCACGGCGACGAGCGGAUCACCCCGCUUUCUGGACAAUCCGGACAGUUGCAAGUUGACAAUCUGAAGUCAUCAGAGCCGUCAAACUCCAAUCUUCGCCGAAAGGCAAAGAACUUCAUGAAGUUCUGGAAGCGUCGAAGAUGA
Colletotrichum karsti is the source of this 1293-nucleotide messenger RNA. RefSeq lists its product as uncharacterized. The transcript has 3 exons. The record is from RefSeq and is a predicted model, not a curated record. Lineage: Eukaryota; Fungi; Ascomycota; Sordariomycetes; Glomerellales; Glomerellaceae. The coding region runs from base 1 to 1293 and encodes 430 amino acids.